AUGAGCAGGGAGGCAAAGGGUGUUCUCCAUGACAUCAGCAGCCCCUUCUUUGGACAUUCUAUUGUUUCCUGGAGAAUUCUUGGCAUCCCUUGUGAUGUCAUCAGUGUUGUAGUAACCACAAGUGCACUGAGCUCUCUCAGUCAGUGUCUACAGCAUAUGUCCAUAGACAUGCUUUCCCGACUGAGGAGAGUUUUUGGAAGAGCAGCCUUGGAUGGGAUAGAAACUAGAGAGAGGCAGAAAGUAGCUGGCCUCUCAUCUGGGAAUAAUGAAGGACGAAGGAGGUGGUCUUGGAGAAUGUGGAGGGCUGGCAGACAGACAUCAUCCUCUGCAACUGUGCUAAGCAAGAAACAGGCCAAGAAAGAAGAAAAGAGGCUGACCAAAGAGCUGGAGCUCUGUACCCAGGAAAGAAAUGAGCUGAGAGACCGCUUGAUCUAUGUCACAGAGGGAUCCAUGAACAAGAGACCCUAUUACAGCCCAAAUCCACUGUAUGAGAAAUUGAAGUUAAAGGAGAAGACGAUCAUGACUUUCCUGCACAAACUAGAGAUGGACAACAUUGAGUGCACUGAGAACUUUGAGGAGCACAAGAAGGAGAUUAACUUCUAUAGAAACCUGCACAGUCGGCUCCUGUUGCAGAAUUCCCUUGUAAAGAAGACAUUGGUCACACUGAAGAAGGACUGCAAGGAAUUACAGGCUGACUGGUACCUCCUCCAACAGAACUUGAUUGAUAUGAACCUGAAUUGUGAAGAUGAACAGGAGGAGACCAGCAACCUCCAGGAACAACAACAUCAGGUCUCAGAAACUGCAAGAGAGCUGGAAUUGGCUAUAUCCCAGGAAGAGAGCCUCCUGAAGAAUGAGUUGCCACCUCAGGAGCCCCCUGCUGAGCUCCAGCCUCAACAGCCAGAGAGUUCCUUGGAUGAGUCUCCUUCCUCACAGAUCAUAUCUUCAGUGUAA
Molecule: messenger RNA, 951 nt
Organism: Arvicanthis niloticus (Nile rat)
Lineage: Eukaryota; Metazoa; Chordata; Mammalia; Rodentia; Muridae
Source: RefSeq, a predicted model, not a curated record